Molecule: messenger RNA, 723 nt
Organism: Penicillium waksmanii
Lineage: Eukaryota; Fungi; Ascomycota; Eurotiomycetes; Eurotiales; Aspergillaceae
Exons: 2
Coding region: 1-723 (240 amino acids)
Biological process (GO): endoplasmic reticulum to Golgi vesicle-mediated transport
Cellular component (GO): Golgi membrane; endoplasmic reticulum membrane; COPII-coated ER to Golgi transport vesicle
Molecular function (GO): COPII receptor activity
Source: RefSeq, a predicted model, not a curated record
AUGUGGAUUCUACCACUGGUAGGGUAUCUCGGGGUAAUUGUGGGCUUUUCCUUCCUCACCCUCGCCAUCGCAUCGGGCCUCUACUACCUCUCCGAACUAGUCGAAGAACACACAGUCCUCGCCCGGAAACUCUUAACCCGCCUAAUCUACGGCAUUAUCACCAUCCAAAUCCUCCUAGUCCUCAUCGACCGCUUUCCCAUCUUCCUCUCAGCUCUCGGAAUAGCCUCACACCUAGUCUACGCCAGCAAUCUCCGACGCUUCCCAAUCGUGAAACUAUCCGACCCCCUCUUCAUCCUAUCAUGCAUCCUAGUACUGAUAAACCACUGGCUAUGGUUCCGCCAUUUCUCAAACCCGCCCGCACCCUCACGCGCCGCGGACUCCAAUUGGCGCCAACCGUAUAGCGUCAAUUACGAAGAUAUGCCAUCUUUCGCGGAAGUUGCGAGUUACUUUGGACUUUGCGUUUGGUUGGUUCCGUUUGCGCUUUUCGUUAGUCUUUCUGCUGGUGAGAAUGUUUUGCCGAGUAUGGGGUCGGAAUAUGUGACUGCUGCUGCCUCGGCGCAACAGUCCAGCGCAAGUGCCAUGGGUCACAGCCGUGGGUUCUCGGAUGGGAGGUCUAAGAAUAAGGGGAUGGCUAAGGCUUUGGUUGACAAUGCUUCGGAUUGGGUGAGGGAAACUGGGGAGCUUAUGGGUUUUUGGAGGGGUGAUCAGUCGAAACGGUUCUGA